Molecule: messenger RNA, 1182 nt
Organism: Penicillium canariense
Lineage: Eukaryota; Fungi; Ascomycota; Eurotiomycetes; Eurotiales; Aspergillaceae
Product: Sec62 family protein translocation protein
Exons: 3
Coding region: 1-1182 (393 amino acids)
Biological process (GO): post-translational protein targeting to membrane, translocation
Cellular component (GO): endoplasmic reticulum; endoplasmic reticulum membrane
Source: RefSeq, a predicted model, not a curated record
AUGGCCGCGCCCGGUCAGCCCAACCCCCAGCAGAUCGCGGCCAUGCAACAACAGUUCGCCGCCGAGGCCGCCAAACGAGGGAUGACCCCCGAGCAAUUCGCGCAGAAGCAGCGCGAGCAGCUGACAGCUGACGCUGCGAAGCUUGGUCUGACGCCAGAGCAGUAUAUUGCGCAGUUGCGGAUGCGGGCGCUCCAGGCGCAUCAGAAGCAGAUGGAGGCCCAGCGUCAGGGUCAAGGAUCACCACAGCCUGGACAGGAGCAGCAAGAGCAACAAUCGGGACAGCAAGGACAGCCACAGCUUCAACAGCAGCCUCAGCCACAACAGCAGACACACCAAGUGCCCGUUCAACCAGGGCAGCCGCCGGACCCCAAGGCCCUGGCCGUGGCCCACUUUCUGCGGUCGCAGAACUUGAAGCCGCGGACUUGUAUCUUGGAUGGGCAGCGAAAGGAUAUGUUCAAGGUUAAGCGAGCCAUCCGCGCCAUCGAGUCCCCCGCCUACGCCAAAGCUGCCGCAAAGAAGAACUCCCUCCUCCCACCCGUGACUGACCGUGCCUCCGCCGAGAAUACAUUCAAGCUUCUUCCGCUUUCUCUGCUAGCACUGCGGGUAAGCAAGGUCGACCCGCACGCGGGGCACGACCACGCCAAGCCAAAGAAUCGCGUCAAGGGCCAGUGGACCGUGAAGAUCGAGCAGCAUCAGGAGACCAACCCCAUGAUGCACUACGUCUGGCUGUAUGAAGGGCCGCAGUGGAAGCAGAAGGCCAUGGCUGCCGCAGUCGUGGCCGGUAUUUUUGCCGUUGUGCUGUUCCCUCUAUGGCCUAUCAUGCUGCGCCAGGGUGUGUGGUACUUGAGUGUGGGCAUGAUGGGUCUUCUCGGUCUCUUCUUUGCUAUGUCGAUCUUCCGUCUGAUUCUUUUCUGCGUCACCGUUUUCGCUGUGCCGCCUGGUCUUUGGUUGUUCCCCAACUUGUUCGAGGAUGUCGGGUUCUUUGACAGUUUCAAGCCGUUGUGGGGCUGGCAGGAGAGUAAGAAGAAGAAGAGCAAGAAGUCCAAGGCUACUGCUGUCGAGGGCCCAUCCCAAGAGGCCACGGCUUCAGCAACCACUACCUCCGCGGAGCCCGUAUCCGCACCUAGCUCGACCACUGUGAAACGGGAUCUGACUGCACGGGUGGAAGAAGUGGAGGAGUAA